AUGGCAGUUGUUAUCGGUCGUAAGCAAGUCGGUGUUGAAAGGACAACUGUUCGAGUUACUGUACCAAACAAUCCCACAGCUCGACUCAUGUAUUAUUUGGAAUGUGUAUGCCAUGUAAUUAGCUGUGGUCAGGAUGAGGAUAUUCGUCGUUUUUCGGACUAUGCAAAUUGGGAACGGUUGUCCGAUAAAGAAAAGAAAUUUCUUCUCAUGAUUUUCUACAUCUUCAGCCCGGAUGUCUUCUUCCAUAAUGAAGAGCUCUGUGUUGAGUUUUCGAAUGAAUUUUACAUGAUUAACCAAAUACAUCAUCGGUUUCUUGCUGCUAAGUCGAUUAUCAUAGGUGGUCGAACACAUCAGGUGAAUAAAAUCAUGGCUUACCAGAUGUCUUGGAUGAGAAAGAAUUGUCUUGAGCCCAUGCAGCAACUUACAGCUCCAUCACAAAGACAGCCACAGCCAAGGAGGCAAAUAACGGCGCCACAUAGAUCUCAUCCAGUAACCAAUAGUGAUUGCUGUUGUAUUAUUCAAUAA
Messenger RNA from Rotaria socialis, 525 nucleotides. The record is from the annotation of a GenBank genome assembly. NCBI's taxonomy places the organism in Eukaryota, Metazoa, Rotifera, Eurotatoria, Philodinida, Philodinidae.